Molecule: messenger RNA, 8645 nt
Organism: Aedes albopictus (Asian tiger mosquito)
Lineage: Eukaryota; Metazoa; Arthropoda; Insecta; Diptera; Culicidae
Product: insulin-like receptor
Exons: 15
Coding region: 1475-7024 (1849 amino acids)
Biological process (GO): positive regulation of kinase activity; positive regulation of phosphatidylinositol 3-kinase/protein kinase B signal transduction; glucose homeostasis
Cellular component (GO): axon; insulin receptor complex; plasma membrane
Molecular function (GO): insulin receptor activity; insulin receptor substrate binding; ATP binding
Source: RefSeq, a predicted model, not a curated record
GGUUGGGUUUGAGUUCGCUUCGCUCGUCGGUCGUCGGCGCGGCGGCGGUUCAUUAGACCAAACCAGACACGAACACGGACAGAAUAGGCCUUUUUCUCGUACGACGCGGACGCAAAGUUGAGUUGUUUGUGGACCAUCGGACCCCCGAAGAAUAAUAGUGUGUUUGAGCCCAGCAGCAGAGAGAGAUUAAAAUAUGAGGGAGAAAAAACAACAGUAAUAUCGCAUUUUUUUCGGUGAAAUUAUUAUCAAAAUCUAUAUUUACUGUGCGGGGCUCAAUCGGUGCGGUUUUUGGUUCCUUGCUCCGGGCGGACGACGGAUUGCGGCGGAGGAGCGCGUGUGCGUGGCGACGUCGGGAGUGUGUUUUUGAGGUUGUUUUUCCGGACUUGUUACGGAUUGUGCGACGCGCGUUUUGGAUCUUAGCUUUUUUUUUCUUCCUUCGCGACUUGGAUGGAAUUCACUUGUGCUGCGGCGGGCAGAAGCAACAAAAACACAGGAAGCAUAUGUGUGAAUCUUAUGAUGAUGAUGAUGAUGAUGUGUGGUGUUUGAAAUCGUGAGUUGGGUUGGGGCUCACCCUACUUGGCCAGAGUAGCAGCAGAAGCAGCAGCGUCUCAGUGUUUGAUUCGAUCGAAUCCAUACCCGGAAUAGAGAGGUGCCAGACUUGAGGACACCAGAAACCAGAAUUGGACAAGUGGGAUAUAUAGUUCGCGACCGCGGAUUCGAGACCGUCUCCGCCGGAUUCAGACCAAAAGAGGAUAUUGCGUCGUAUCAACAAGAAUAUUUGUGGUGUGGUAAACCAGCCAGCCACCACCGCUACGGCCGCGACCCGAGCGCCACGACGGUAGUGUGUUGAAUCGUCGUCGUCGUCCGUCACGUCAUAGUAGGCACGCAGCAGUAGUUGCCGGAGACGGAGAGUGCUGUGUUGUUCGCUCGCGUGAGCAGAGAAGAGAGCCCGUGCUCUGUGCAGCUCUCCUUACUACACUGUUUGUAACCGUGGUGUGUGUCGUGUCUGCUGUGUGUGUUUACGGUGUGGCGGAUACGCUCGCGAGGGGUCCACCGGGGAAGUGCGGAACGUCCAAAUAUUUUGGUGUGUAUUGUGUGCGAGGGAUACAGAACGAGAAACGCGCGCGCGAGCAGAGUGCAAUCGUCGUCUUCUGCUUCGUUCGACUGCUCCAAACAAGAGUAGGCCGUGUUUUUCAUGAUUCCUCGAGGCGGUUAGACGACAUCUCGGCCGCGCGGCCUACUACGGCGAGUAUUUAGGGGAAGUUGUGUGCUAUCCACGUUGUUUUUGUGCAGUGAAAGUGCGCCGUCUAGUGAAUCCCAGAUAAAUGGAGCAAGCGGUUACCGCAAAAUGUAGCAAAUCGGUGGUGUAUAGUUCCUUCGGAGAUUGAAAGAGCCUGGCAAGCGCGCUAGGCCAGGCAAGGCAAGGCAGGCAGUGAGAGUAGUGGCCAGCGGCGGCACAGAGCUGCGACCGCGUAUGUAUGAGUGUUUGAACGUGCUGCAUUCCGGAGAAUGCGAAAAAAUGAGGAAGAAAGUGGAAGCGAUCAACAGCAUAAGUGGCGGCGGCAACAAUAGCCAAAGUGUAGAGUUCCUGGGGCGGCAAAGGGGAAGUAGUGCUGCGAGCAGCUGUCGCCGAAGAGGCAGCAGCGGCGAAGAAGUUUCAUCACUGCCGCCGCCGAAGACGACGAGACGACGGUGCAAUAACAGCAGUGGCAGCAGCGGCGGCGGCGGAAGUGCAAAUGAAGAAUUAGUGCAACCAGGGUGCAAAAUGAGGGCGGGGGUGGUGACGGCAGAAGCGGAGGAAGCUACGGCCGGGUUGAACAACCUGCUGGGGCAGUUGGCGACCAAGCACAAGCAAAAGUACAGGACGAAGCGGCGCAGCCGUUGCCUCUGUCCAAGUGGCGGAGUCGAAUCAAGUGGGAAAGACGAAGAAGAAUCAUCGGUGGAAGUGAAGCAAGAAGACGAAGUCAUGUGGGGUGGUCGGUUACGACGGAGUGCGGCAGAUGCCGGCUGGCGCAGAAGGAGCAGAACGGUAACGGGCGUGGCAGCAGCACUAGCAGGAUCAGUGGUAUUCAGGCCAGCCAAGUUGGCCUGGCUGGUCAUGGUUAGUUUGCUGUUGUUUAGCAUUCUGGUCGUGCCGGUGGCCGUCGUGCAGGGGGAUGAGAUGAAGGCCGGUCAGGUGGGACCCAUCAGAAAAGGAGGUGUCUGCGGCAGUGUGGACGUGCGGAAUUCGCCGGCCCACCUCGACCGGCUCAAGGACUGCGUCGUCGUCGAGGGCUUCGUGCACAUACUCCUCAUCGACAAGUACAUCGACUCCAGCUUCGAAAACUAUACCUUCCCCCUGCUGACGGAGAUCACCGAGUACCUGCUGCUGUUCCGCGUGAACGGACUGAAAACGCUGCGCCGGUUGUUCCCGAACCUGGCCGUGAUCCGGGGCGACGUGCUCGUCGGCGACUACGCCAUGGUGAUCUACGAACUGAUGCACAUCGAGGAAAUCGGCCUAAUUUCGCUGAUGGACAUCACCCGCGGAGGCGUUCGGAUCGAAAAGAACCCGAAACUGUGCUUCGCCAACACCAUCGACUGGAAGGCACUGACCGUGCCCGGAACGAACAACUAUAUAAAGGACAAUCAAAAGGACAACGUAUGCCCCAUCUGCCCGUCGGAAUCGACGGCCGUCAUGUUACCAAAUGGAUCCAAACAGAAAUGUCCCGCCGCACCGGUCCGGGGCGGCAACAAGGACCACAAACGAACCCUCUGCUGGAACGCCAAUCACUGCCAAACUAUCUGCCCACCGGAAUGUCCGAAGUCCUGUUCCAAGACGGGGGUCUGUUGCGAUCACGAAUCCUGCCUGGGCGGGUGCAACCUGCCCAACACAUCCGCCUGCACCGUCUGUCGCCAUCUGAGCAUUGAUCCGGCCGGAAAGCGACAGUGCGUUACCAAGUGUCCACCGAACACCUUCAAGUACCACACCCGUUGUGUAACCCGGGACGAGUGCUAUGCCAUGAAGAAACCGAUAUCGCUCGAUUCCAAUCCGGAUCUGCCGGAUCAGCCGUUCAUCCCGCACAACGGCUCUUGUCUGAUGGAGUGCCCGCUGGAUCACGAGCUGAUCACCGAACUGAACAAAACCCGCUGGUGUCGGAAGUGUUCCGGAACGUGCCCCAAGCGCUGCGAGGGGUCUAACAUCGAUAACAUACAGAGUGCCCAGCUGCUGAAGGGAUGCGAAAUUAUCGACGGGUCGCUGGAGAUUCAGCUGAGGAGUAGGGGUGGAGAAAACAUCGUCAAAGAGUUGGAGAACUUCCUCAGUAGCAUCACGGAGAUCAAGGGCUACCUGAAGGUCGUCCGCUCGUACCCGCUGCUCUCGCUGGGGUUCCUUAAAAAGCUGAAGAUCAUCCAUGGCAAGGGCAACAAAGUCUCGAAUUCUAGCUUGUACGUAGUGGAAAACCAGAACCUGCAGGAGCUGUUCGACCACAACGUGACCAUCGGCGAGGGCAAGCUGUUCUUCUUCAACAACCCGAUGCUCUGCACGGACCGGAUCAAAGCCAUCAAGAAGUACAACCCGGGCAUCGAGAUCGAAAACGAAAGCCAGCUGGAGUCGAACAACGGCGAUCGGGCCGCUUGCUCGAUCACCGAGCUGGAAACCAGCCUCAAAUCCAUCGGAUCGGAAACGGCCAUCAUCCAGUGGGCCCCCUUCACCGAACUGUCGGACGCCCGCAUGCUGCUGGGGUACGUCAUCUACUACAUCGAGGCCCCCGUUGCCAACGUGACGUUCUUCGACGGGCGCGAUGCGUGCAACACCGAAGGCUGGCGCCUGGACGAUAUCAGCGACUUCAACAUGGACAAGGAAACGACCAAGAUCCUGACGCAGCUGAAGCCGUACACGCAGUACGCGUACUACGUCAAGACGUACACGCUCGGAUCGGAGGGUUUGGGGGGCCAGAGUAAGAUCAAGUACUUUACGACGGCACCCGGAAUGCCCUCCGUCGUCCGCGACGUGGAAGUCAUCGUGCAGAAGGAUGUGCUGACCGUCAAAUGGCUGCCGCCGCUCAAGAUGAACGGACGCCUCAGCGAGUACGAGGUGUUCAUCGAACUGAACGCCGACGACAACGAGCAGCUGAAGCUGCGGGACUAUUGCGAAGAACUGCGGGACAUUCCGCCGGAAACGCCUACCAGUGCGCCCCCACCGAAACCAUCGAUCUGCACCGAGGAUCAGUGCCGGAACUACUGCAAGGCUCCUACUGGUGGGGGCAGUGGCGGAAGUAUCGAUGCCACCGACAAGGAGAACCAGAUCACGUUUGAGGAUCAGCUGCACAACUAUGUGUACAUCAAGAACCCCCUCCUCCGAGGUGGAGACAAAAUGACCCGGCGCAAACGCAGCACCAACCAGAACAUCGUCUUCCCGAACAACACCGAGAACAAGAAAAACGACACCACGGACCGGAAGACGGAAAAGGUCCCCAACGAAUCGUACUACCGGUUCAUCUUCAACGCGACUAACGCCACCAGCAUCUCGUUUCCGCUGAGCCACUUCAACCACUACUCGCUGUAUGUGUUCAAGAUUCGGGCUUGUCGGCAUCCGGGGGAACCACCGGCGCCCUCGGUUCGCCUGGUGGACAUUGAGCUGGCCUGCGGCAAUGAGGUGUUCGAGAACUUCCGAACGCCCAAGAAGGAAGGGGCCGAUGACAUCCCGUCGGAGUCGAUUCUGGUGGAGGAGCAGUCCAACAACACCCAGCGCCAGAUUCGGGUCCAGUGGAAGGAACCAAGCAAGCCAAAUGGACCGAUUGUGAAGUUUGUGGUCAAGUACCAGCGGAUGGAUCUGGAGUCGGUGUCGUCCACGGACAUCUGUAUAAGGUAUAUGAACUUCAACCAGACGCGGGGGGCAUUGCUUACGAAGCUGGAACCGGGUAACUACAGUAUCCGAGUGAUGGCCACUACCAUUGCCGGGGACGGGGCUCUGUCUGCUCCUCGGUAUGUUGUGCUCGCCAAGGAUGACUCGAUGGGCACCACGAUUAUUUGGCUGGGAGCCCUGUUCGCCAUCUUUUUGCUGUGCCUCGGCCUGCUUGGAUUCUACUGGUACAAAUAUCACUACAUGUCGAAGCAGAUUCGGAUGUACCCGGAGGUCAAUCCGGACUACGCCGGAGUUAUGUACAAGGUGGACGAUUGGGAAGUCGAGCGGCAUCACAUCAUCCAGCUGGAGGAGCUCGGCCAGGGUUCCUUCGGUAUGGUCUACAAGGGUAUUCUGACGCAGCUUCGGGGCGAGAAGUGCAACCAGCCGUGUGCCAUCAAGACGGUCAACGAGAGUGCCACGGCCCGGGAAAAGGACAGCUUCCUGCUGGAGGCCUCGGUUAUGAAGCAGUUCAACACGCAUCACGUGGUCCGGUUGCUGGGCGUGGUUUCCCAGGGCGACCCGACACUGGUCAUCAUGGAACUGAUGGCCAACGGCGAUCUGAAGAGUUACCUCCGUCGACACCGACCGGACUAUGAGAACGGAGACGAACCGUCACCACAGCCGCCAACGCUGCGGGCGAUCAUGCAGAUGGCGAUCGAGAUCGCGGACGGAAUGGCCUAUUUGUCGGCGAAGAAAUUUGUCCAUCGAGAUUUGGCCGCCCGAAACUGCAUGGUGGCGGACGAUAUGACGGUUAAGAUCGGCGAUUUUGGCAUGACCAGGGAUAUCUACGAGACGGAUUACUACCGGAAGGGAACUAAGGGUUUCCUCCCGGUACGAUGGAUGGCACCGGAAAGCUUGAAAGACGGCGUCUUCAGUAGUAGCAGUGACGUGUUCAGCUACGGUGUAGUCCUGUGGGAAAUGGCCACCCUUGCCUCGCAGCCAUACCAGGGUCUCACCAACGACCAGGUGCUCCGGUACGUCAUCGACGGUGGCGUCAUGGAACGGCCCGAGAACUGCCCGGACGAUCUGUACAAUCUAAUGCGUCGCUGCUGGCAGCACCGGCCGACGGCGCGGCCCACCUUCCUGGAGAUCAUCGUCGAGCUUCUGCCGGCGGCUAGCGCACACUUCCGCGAGGUGGCCUUCUUCAACUCGCAGGAAGCCAAAGACAUGAAUCGGAGUCAAGCGCAAGUACACACGGACGAUGUUACCACGCCGCUGCACCCGGGUGGCGGCGACCACGACGAGGAAGCCGGCGAGGACGACGACCUCGUCGGGGGCGAUCGGGACGACGACGGCGAGGGCCACAUCGGGGACAUCGGCACCGACGACGAGUACUCGAUGGAGAUGACCAACAGCCACCUGGUGCGGAACAACGGGCCGAUGGCCACGAUCCGUUCGCCACACUCGCCACUAAGUGACCAACUUGGUAACCGAUUGAUCUGUGAUUCAUUAGCCAUAUCAUAUCAUAGUAGAGAUAUUGAUGAUACCAUAGCCGAAGAAGAGGAACCCCUGGAGGACGAGGAAGAUGAGGAAGCGAACGACGAUGACGAUGAAGGAAAGGAAACCGGCAGACCGACGAUGUUAGGAAGUGUUGGAGGAGGGGCUCGGGACAGUCGCAGUGUUAUGCGGAUCCGCGAGAUGGACCCGCGAGGCAAGUCGCGCAGCGUAAGUCCCGGCAUCCAUUACGAUGGCGGCAGCAGGAGUAGGCGGAGUGGCAGCGAGGAAGGUGGCAUCCAGGGGCAUGACUACGUGAACAGUGCUCCCGGUGGUGGGGCCAUGUUCGGUGGAUCUGCGCUGGCGAUUCCACCGCCACCGCAGCAGCAGCAGAGCAGGAAGCAACAACAGUCGUCCUUCAAUAGACAGCAGCAACCACCGCUGAUCCAUUUCGACUCGGAUCCCUACGGAAAGGAGUUCGAUGCGAUCAGUACCGAUAGAAGCAGAAUUUCGGCGGCCGCAGCAGGCAGCAGAACCAACGGACGCGUCGAUCCCUCCAAGUGGCAGCAGCAGCAGCAGCAGCAGCGACCGGUGGAAGUUACGAAAGAGUCUGGGUUUCCUCCGGUGCGGCCGAGGAAUGGACUCGUGAGUAGCGGCGGAGGUGCCACUGCAUGGGGUCCUUCGAUGGGACCUUCGGGAGACGUUUAGGAGGAGGUGACCGUUCGCCAAGAAUCCCAAAAAACAGGUAGAUCAUAGCAACCCGUAAAUCACAACAGAAACAAAAGUUCCGGGUGCUUGCCGGAAGAUGGCGCCCUUUCGGAGGGCAUCAUCAGGCAAGUAUAUAGUUCCAAAAUAGAGCUUCGAACCGACGCUCUCAAGCUCUGAAAUGAUACAGGCUAGCCUUAGGCACACUCGCAUCGAUGCGCCAUAGAGAGAAAGAGAGACAGCAGUAGAGGAAGUUGUAAACAAGAGUAUUCAAAAUGGGAAUGAAAAUCCGUUUUUAACCAGUUUAGAAGUUUUAGAAAGCAUCGAACACAUACUAACACAAACUCAUUUAAAGAGAAACAAUACAAAAAUCACACUCACACCUUGGAAUGCAAACCAACUAUCCAACACAAACACACGCAUAAACACACACUUGUAGGUUAGGAUACCGGAAAGCCUCCGUUGGUCGUCAUUUUGUUCAAUUUGUUUUAAGAUUGGUUCGUAAUUUAGGAUUAUUACCACACCGCCGCCGCGCAUACACAUACACACACACACGUACACGUACAUUCAACCAAAAGAGGCUAAAACAAACCAUGAAAUCAUUAAUCAAAACAAACCCUUCUAAGAGCUUACCAAUUCUCGCUGCUUUAAAAGUCCUCCACCCUAACAUUCUGUCCCAUUCUGUCCGACACGCACUCCUUUUUGUAAAUGAUAAUCGUAAACAAACCCACGGGGUAACCAUGGAAACACCGUGGCGGAACGCUUCUUUUGACAUUCAACAGAUUUCCUUUCCCUCGCGUUGAAAAGAAAGUAAAAAAAAUCAAUCAAUCUAGUGCUCCUUGUAUUUAUUUGAGUGUAAGGAAAAAAGAGAGAAAUAAGUAAAAAAAACAAAGUCGGCGUAAAGACUCGCUACUCGAACCCCGCGAUCGCGCGUUGCGUUAACGUUAGGUAAAACUCUUAUACAACCACCAGCAACACACACACAACACUUAGAAAUCCAAUAUUCACAUUAUUAUUAAAUAGAGAAAGAGAGAGAGAGAGGUAAAAAACGUAAACAAACCCACACACAGACUGACAGACAGCUAAAGCAAUAUAUAUUUGUGUAUCGUAUACAUAUUUUUUGUUUAUAUUUUCCUAUUUGUUUUUAUUUAAACUAUAUAAUUUCCAUCCCACCACGCAACCGCGCAACCGGAGAAAGCGCCAAAAGCCGAGAAAUUUACGCUAGAAGAAAGACACCCACACAAUCGUUUUUUUUUUUCGUCGUUUUAAGAGUAACCAGGAAAGAGAUGCAAGCAGUCGAUGAAACGAAAAUAUGCUAUUUUUGCAGUUUAGGUUAAGUGCGAGAGAGAGAGAGUGAGUGAAUGAGGAGAGCACGAAAACGAUGAUGAUGAGAGAGGGAAACCGAAAAACCAUGAAACGGGAUGAGAGGAGAACGAAGGAGAUGACGUUUUGUAGAAAAUAGGUUUAGAUAAAAGAGGAAUGGGAAAUCGUAGCUAGCGAAAAUGUGUAAAUAUACCUACUACCUUAAACAAACAAACUACUAACCUAAACUGGCGCGCUUACUAGAAGAGAUGUGACGUAACGGAAUGGCGAAAAUCAAAGAGGAAUUAGAUGAAAAGAAAAA